Messenger RNA from Dovyalis caffra, 1194 nucleotides. Lineage: Eukaryota; Viridiplantae; Streptophyta; Magnoliopsida; Malpighiales; Salicaceae. The record is from the annotation of a GenBank genome assembly.
AUGGCCAUUCAUAGCUACUUGUUAUUGAGCCUCCUGCUGGUUUUCGGCUCUUGUUUUAAUAGCCUAGCUGAUGCUACACAAUAUGACACGGGUUCGUUUAACCGCAAGAAUUUUCCUGAAGAUUUUGGUUUUGGGGUAGCAUCAUCAGCAUACCAAUACGAAGGCGCAGCAUUUGAAGAUGGCAGGGGACCAAGUAUAUGGGAUGUUUACACUCAUAAAUUUCCAAGCAGGAUACCUGAUGGCAGCAAUGGAGAUGUCGCCGUAGAUUCAUAUCAUCGCUACAAGGAGGAUGUUCAGAUUAUAAAAAAAAUGGGGUUUGACUUUUACAGAUUCUCAAUCUCAUGGCCUAGAAUAUUGCCAAGCAUACAACCCUUUGUUACGCUUUUCCAUUGGGAUCUUCCACAGGCUUUAGAAACUGAGUAUGGAGGAUUUUUAAGUGAUAAAAUUGCAAAACAAAAAGGCAAGAUAGGGAUUACAUUGCAAUCAAAUUGGUAUGUGCCAUUGUCUGAUGCUAAAGAAGACCGUGAGGCUGUAAGACGAGCCCUCGAUUUCAGUCUUGGAUGGUUUAUGGAUGUAUUAAGCUGGGGUAGAUAUCCGAGUUCAAUGAGAUCUCUUGUAGGGGAAAGAUUGCCCAAAUUCUCUGAGAAACAAGCUGGUUCUAUAAAAGGAUCGUUUGAUUUUAUUGGGUUGAAUUAUUACACUGCCAAUUAUGUGGCACAAAAAUCUCAAUCUAAUAAUACACAUCCAAGCUACGACGGAGAUUCCCUUGUUGAUUCCUUUUUUGAUCGUAAUGGAGUCCUCAUCGGUCCAACGGCAGGCUCAUUUUGGCUUCAUGUUUACCCAAGAGGAAUUUACGAUCUUUUGCUUUACAUAAAGACGAGAUACAAUGAUCCAGUUAUUUACAUCACCGAAAAUGGUUUUGAUGAAACUGAUAACCCAAAAUCGCCACUAAAGGAAGCCCUUACUGACAACCAUAGGAUCGAUUAUUUUUAUGGCCAUCUUUCUUUUCUGCAAAAAGCCAUCAAGGAUGGUGUCAAGGUGAAAGGAUAUAUUGCUUGGUCAUUAUUGGAUAACUUCGAAUGGGUAGUGGGAUACACAUCACGUUUUGGUCUGAAUUAUGUCGAUUUCAAAGAUGGACUAAAAAGAUAUCCUAAACUCUCAGCCCAAUGGUUCACAGAAUUUCUCAAGAAAUAG